Molecule: messenger RNA, 1840 nt
Organism: Eucalyptus grandis
Lineage: Eukaryota; Viridiplantae; Streptophyta; Magnoliopsida; Myrtales; Myrtaceae
Product: BTB/POZ and MATH domain-containing protein 3
Exons: 5
Coding region: 209-1462 (417 amino acids)
Biological process (GO): protein ubiquitination
Molecular function (GO): protein binding
Source: RefSeq, a predicted model, not a curated record
GAAAAAUCAUUUCGAAAACGAGAGAUUUUUUUUUAUAAAACUCCUCCUCCCCGUCAUGGCGAUGCAGCUGAGAGAAUCCAGGCGGCGAUCGAAUGAUUCACCUGCCGGAACCUCGAAAUCCCGCGCGCACCUCUGAAUCCUCCUCCCUCUCCUCCGACCUCCGCCUCCCGAUCUCCGAUCGUGAACCCUAAACCCCCCCGGCCGCCGGAUGCAGCGCAAAGCGAUGUGCGCUCCGAUCGGCGGCGGCGACGGCGGGGGGGAGUGCGGCUCGACGUCGAUCAGCCGGACGGUGAACGGGUCGCACACGUUCACGAUCAGCGGCUACUCGCUGGCCAAGGGGAUGGGGGCCGGGAAGUUCAUCGCCAGCGACGUGUUCACCGUCGGGGGCUACGACUGGGCCAUCUACUUCUACCCCGACGGGAAGAACCCCGAGGACAGCACGACGUACGUGUCCGUGUUCAUAGCCCUGGCCAGCGACGGCUCCGACGUCAGGGCGCUGUUCGAGCUGACCCUGGUCGACCAGAGCGGGAAGGGGAAGCACAAGGUCCACAGCCACUUCGACCGCGCGCUCCAGAGCGGGCCUUACACGCUCAAGUACCGCGGCAGCAUGUGGGGUUACAAGCGUUUCUUGAAAAGAGUUGCUUUAGAGACUUCUGAUUACAUCAAGGACGAUUGCCUUGUGAUGCACUGUACUGUCGGGGUUGUGAGAACCCAUACCGAGGGCCCCAAACAGUACCGAAUUCCUAUUCCGCCGUCCGACAUGGGCCAGUGUCUGAAGGCCCUGUUAGAUUCUGAAGUUGGCUGCGACAUAGCAUUUGUUGUUGGUGACGAAACCUUUAGAGCUCAUAAACUGAUCCUCGCUGCUCGUUCUCCGGUCUUUCGAGCCCAAUUUUUUGGUCUUGUUGGUGAUUGCAAUAUAGAGAAAGUUGUCGUGGAGGAUGUGGAUCCCUCAAUUUUUAAGGCAAUGCUCCUGUUCAUUUACAUGGACGAAAUGCCUGAUCUACGUGAAAUCACGGGCUCAUCCUCUUCUGGUACAUUGACUAACGUAGUGCAGCAUCUGUUAGCUGCUGCCGACCGCUACAAUCUAGAACGAUUGAAAUUAUUAUGUGAGUCGAAAUUAUGUGAGGAGAUUACUGCUGAUACAGUGGCUACAACACUUGCCCUAGCAGAGCAGCACCAGUUUGGACAGCUGAAGGCAAUGUGUCUAAAAUUUGCUGCGCAUCCAACAAACUUGGCGGUGGUAAUGCAGUCAGAAGGCUUCAGGCACUUGGAGGAGAGCUGCCCUUCCUUGUUGUCUGAACUGCUCAAGGCUUUUGUAACGGUGGAUGAUUCUUCUGACCGAUUUUCAAAUAAGAAGAGAGGCACCAGCAGCAUUUACGGACUAGAUACGGUGCCAGUUGUGACUGGAGCUGAACAUGGGGAUAUAGAUGGAAGGCGUGUGAAGAGGCGGAAUUUAGAAUGAAUUAGUUGCCUGAACAUAUGGCGGUUCUCUUCGGUGCACUCCUUUUAAUGCUUGACAUCGUUGAGCCUGUAGACCAGCUCAGAGAAUCAUACAGAUUUCAGAGAGGGAAAUAUGGAUGAGGGUUAGUUAAUGGCACCCUUGUACUGAGUGUGAAUUCUGAAUCUUGGAUGUGCUUGUAUCGUUGCCUUAACAGCUUGAGUUCUAUAAAAAAGAGAGCUUUGAAGACUCUGCUCGAGGACAAGAUUUAUUGGUUCCUGCCAUUGGAGUUGAUUGCUUUGAUCAUUGAUUUUAAGCUGGACAUUAUGUAUGGUUCAUUGUGAAAAACACAUGUAUGUUCAACAUACCUUUUAUUGAAUUUAAUGGCUCUAUUCUGCUUUC